UCUGACGAUGAUCCACAUGGCGUUCUGCUCGUCGCUGGCGUUCGUGCUGGUGCGCGUGGUGCGCGUGGUGGAGCCGGUGGCCAUGAGCCUCGAGAUGUACGUCUCCUCCGUGCUGCCCAUCGGCGCGCUCUACGCCAUGAGCCUCUGGUUCUCCAACUCCGCCUACAUCUACCUCUCCGUCUCCUUCAUCCAGAUGCUGAAGGCGCUGAUGCCAGUGGCGGUGUACACGCUGGGAGUGGCGUUUCAGAAGGACGUCUUCCGCUGCUCCACCAUGAGCAACAUGCUGCUCGUGUCGGUGGGUGUGGGCAUAGCCGCGUACGGCGAGGCCAACUUCAACUUCACAGGCGUCCUCCUGCAGCUCGCCGCCGUUGCCUUUGAAGCCACUCGCCUCGUGCUCAUCCAGAUCCUGUUGGCAUCCAAGGGCAUUUCGCUGAACCCCAUCACGAGCCUGUACUACGUGUCCCCCACGUGCCUCAUCUUCCUCACCAUCCCCUGGUUCUUUGUCGAGUACCCCUCCCUCGCCCCGCACCUCGUUGCUCCACACCCCGACCUGCUGGUGUUUGGGGGCAACUGUGUGUGCGCCUUCGCCCUCAACCUCGCUGUCUUCCUGCUCAUCGGCAAGACCUCAGCGCUCACCAUGAACGUGGCAGGGGUGGUGAAGGAUUGGCUACUCAUUGCCUUCUCCUGGUCUGUCAUCAAGGAUAGGGUAACCGCCAUCAACUUGUUCGGGUAUCUUCUGGCGUUUGGUGGAGUGUGCUGGUAUAACCACUCCAAGUUGCAAGAAAUGAAGUCCAAGGAUGCUGCGAGGAAGGCUGCACAAUUGGAUGAAGAGGAGGGGCUCAUUAAGGAUGGUUCCUCCUCAGCAGACUCAUCCGUCCCAAUCGUCCUGCAUCAGCGCGAGUGGGAGGUUCUGCCAUUCUCUGUCAAUCUCGCCCGAGGCCUGCCGUUCAUGUCGACUCUCCGAGUCGCUUCCGCGGGAUUGCGAAUUCCACGCUCGAUUCUCGUCGAGCAUGCGCCAAUUCAGACACUCUCGUGCUUAAGACCGCGGGCAGUGGCGUUGCUACCACGUCGACCGAAAGCCUUCGUUUCCCGGCCGUCGCUCCCCGCAUCGUAUCGCAGCGGCUUACAACGGGUAUGCGCAGAGUCGCGGGGGAGCAGCAGCCACGAGUGUGCGGAGGAGGGGCGAGUAGAGGAGCGGCGAGCGAAGGCGGAGGGAAGCGCCGCAGACGAGACUGCGGAGUCCGCUGCCGCGGAUUCGCCCGGCGUUGAAUCAGCACCAGCACCAUCCGCCUUACCAUCACUCCUCCCCGCCUCCACCGCCCUCCUCUCCGCGGCGUUCCUCGCCUUCUCGCCGCUCACGGGCGGCUUCGACCUGUCGGGCCCAGGCUCAGUCGUACAGGCAGUGGGCGUGCUGGCGCUCAUAGUGGCCGUGCACGAGGCAGGCCACUUCCUAGCCGCGCGCUCCCUGGGCGUGCACGUGACGAAAUUCUCCAUCGGUUUCGGGCCUGUGCUGGCCAAGUACCAGGGCAAGGGCAAGGACGGCACUACCGAGAAGGGCGUGGAGUACGCGCUGAGGGCGUUCCCGCUGGGCGGGUUUGUGGGGUUCCCCGAUGAUGACCCCAGUGAGGAGGCCGUGUACCCGCCUGACGACCCCGACCUGCUCAAGAACCGCCCGAUUGCUGACCGGGCGUUUGUCAUCAGCGCUGGGGUGAUCGCCAACAUCGUCUUUGCCUAUGCGCUGCUCUUCACCCAGGUGUGUGCUGGGCUCAUCACAGCAGUGGUGGGCUCUCUGACGUUCACAUUGCACAACAUCAUGGCAUUGUCAUGUGAGGUUGCCAUGGAUGACCCCAACAGAAUCCACCUAGCUCUGCUCUUCACCACCAUUUCCCCCGUCAUCAACAUAGCGCUGCCCUCACACACAUUCCUCGUUUCCUUCCUCGCCCUUCCCUCCCUCCCUCAGGUAAACACGGUGGGUCUGAUCCAGCAGGUAUACCAGCCGGGAGUGAUGGUACCAGACGUGGUGUACGGGUCAGCGGGCGAGCGCGCAGGGCUACUGCCAGGCGACCUCAUAGUGGCGGCAGACGGCACACCGCUACAGCCGUCCAGCACUGCCGUCUCCGACCUCGUCAGCUACAUCCGCGCCUCGCCCGGCCGCCCCAUCACCCUCGACGUGCUCCGCUCCGUGCAGGCCCCGCCUCUCAGCGGGGGGGUGGACGGGGAGCUAACAGGUGUGAGUGCGGCAGGAGCAGCAGCGGCAGGGGAGGAGGCGGAGAAGCGCAUGGUGAGCAUCAGGGUGGUACCGGACGUGUCGUUCCGUGACGGUGGGGGCCGCAUUGGAGUGCAGCUGGCGCCCAACUCCUACCAGGAGCAGGAGCGCGCCGACAACCUGCUGGACGGCACAGUAGCGGCCGGCAAGGAGUUUGGGCGGCUCAUGGGGGCCGUGGUGGACGGACUUCAACAAAUCAUCUUCAACUUUGGUAACACCGCUGACCGCGUGUCGGGCCCAGUGGCUAUUGUAGCAGUGGGGGCGGAGGUGGCGCGCACCAACCUCUCGGGGCUGUUCCAGUUUGCAGCCAUCGUGAACCUGAACCUGGCGGUGGUGAAUCUGCUGCCGCUGCCGGCGCUGGACGGGGGGUAUCUGGCGCUGCUGGCGGUGGAGGCGGUGCGGGGGGGGAAGAAGAUCCCCGUGGAUGUGGAGCGAGGCAUCAUGUCGUCGGGCUUCCUGGCGCUGCUGGGUGCCGGUAUCUUCCUCAUCGUUAAAGACACCAUCAACCUUGGGUUCCUGUGA
Closterium sp. Naga37s-1 is the source of this 2788-nucleotide messenger RNA. The record is from the annotation of a GenBank genome assembly. NCBI's taxonomy places the organism in Eukaryota, Viridiplantae, Streptophyta, Zygnematophyceae, Desmidiales, Closteriaceae.